Molecule: messenger RNA, 5758 nt
Organism: Cynoglossus semilaevis (tongue sole)
Lineage: Eukaryota; Metazoa; Chordata; Actinopteri; Pleuronectiformes; Cynoglossidae
Gene: ovca2
Product: OVCA2 serine hydrolase domain containing
Exons: 2
Coding region: 4948-5625 (225 amino acids)
Biological process (GO): response to retinoic acid
Cellular component (GO): cytoplasm; nucleus
Molecular function (GO): hydrolase activity
Source: RefSeq, a predicted model, not a curated record
AUUAACCUUUAGUUGUUCCAAAUUCAAUGUUUACACAAAAUUAAAGUUUGUUUCCAAAAAAAUCAUUACAUAUCUGGAGAGAAGUGAAAACGUACACAAUUGCCGUAAAUGUUUCAAUAAUUAUUCAGUUUGGCCCACGACUUCGUCCCAGUUUUUAGUUUUGGUCCGCUGUGAAUUUGAGUGUGAUAUCCCUGGUCUAAGGAAUUAAAAAAACAUCCCUCUGACUUAAUAUUUAACCUAGAUGUUCUUCACCAUAUGCUGCAGGGACCAGUGACACGGCGUAGCCCCCCGUCCUCUCUCUUUCUCUCCAUCAUCCCUGUCUGUUUGUCUCUCCUGCUCCCUCCAUCUUGAAUCUUAUCCCACUGCACUCUUCUCUAUUCAUAACCCGUGCCACUUCUACACACAGUCCAAAGACCUGAUUUAUCCUCGGGUGCAGGUUCAGAGUCAUUUGUCUCUGAAUGUUCACGGGCCUUUGUCCGAAGCUAACAGCAUCUGUGAGAAGAUCGGCAACCUUUUCCUCAGGACGCCACCUUUUCCUGUCAGUAGAGUGUGAAAUAAAGUGUUGUAGCACACAGGGCGGUGGAGCUGCAGUGAAAUAAUCCCCAAAUAUCUGUGACAGAAAUCACUGACAUAAGGAAGACAGCUGUGAAGCACACAUGCAGAAUAUUCCAUAUGUGGUAAAAAAAAAAUAAAAGUCUGAGGUGUUUGAUCAUAACUGGGAUUUCUGUAGGUGACAUGGUUUAGGCUUUAUUCUAAACAUUUAUCAUUUUCAUCACUUUGAUCUAUAGUCUAUGAUGCUGUUGCUACUGAAGAUAUAAAUAUAUGUAUAUAUGUACAGUAUAUAUAUAUAUAUAUUGGUGGUUAAGGCAGCAGACUUAGGUCUUGGGUCUAAAGCUGCCCCCUGCUCACUUUGGUGAUGGGGUAAAAUGCAUUGUUGUGAGCUGUGUAACACUGACAAAUAAUUCCCUUUCACUUUGUCUCUAGAGAUACAGUUUUGUCUGAUUUUCUCAACAAUAGAUUAAAGCUGAGACUAAUCUUUUCUUUGGCUCCUCGUAAUCUGAUUUGCUAAACCUGUCACCUACCGAAUGAUGCAUCUGUCUGUGUUUAACACUUUUCCUAUAGUUAAAAGUUAAACUAAAAGAAAGUUUUUUGAAAUGUUCAAAUGAAUCAAAUUACAGAUUAAAGUUCUAUUGCAUUUUUAGAGAGUGCACUUUUCUGGAAAUCGGAUGUAAUUCUUCUAAAUUGAAUGUAAUGUCGCCGCCUGUUCAAGAGAAUAAAAAAAUUGUCUGAGGCGAAAAUCACGUGUUAGUGGUACAGUAGUGCGUUGAAAACUAAAUUAGGACAAGGUGGGCAGGAAAAACUCCAAAACAGGGCUAACAUUGUCUAAGCUAAAUAUAAAAAAGCACACUCUCCUUCUAUAAAGACUGUACUUCUCACUGAAGUCCGAUGAAAAUCAGUGCAACCAACAACUAAUUUAUCUUAUGAUUUAAAUACCAGGUACAAAGACACAAACAAAUGGUCAAAUAUUUAUUUUAAAAAAAGUUUCAUUUCAACUAUUCAAAAAUAACUGUUCCAAAAAGCAGUGAUGACAAAUAUGUUCUUGUCGUGAUCCAUGAUAACUUGUAACCUCAGAAAUUGCGUCCGUACUGUAGGUGAUGCAGUGUUCUUCACUCUGUAACUGCUGUAACACAGUCUGAUGACAGUGAAGAUGGAGGACCUGGAGAAGUGUCUUGUUUUUCACUGUUAGCUGCAAUCUCUAACUUUCUUCUCAUUGUUUCUUUUCUUUUCCACUUUCACCCACCUGUCGUCUUCUGGUGAGGUCAGGAAUCGGGCUCUUGGCCUGAGGAUGACUUCUGAGGUGUGACUAAUGUUUCCUCGACUAAAUUAGUUAAUUCGUUCUUUGUGGUAUAUUUUUGUUGUGAUUUGCUUGCGGAGCGCGAUGGACAGUUAAACUGGUUAGUGUCACAGAAUUAUUAUACAUCCUGGAAAAAUGUAAUAGCACAAAUGCAACUAAAUUAAAACCUAACUGUGCUGCAGAGACCAGUGCCUCAACAUCGAGAAAGGUGUGGAUUUGUGUGGUUUUUCCCUGAACCCUUCAGCCCUGACUCCUAAGACAGUGUUUGGGGAUUAGGUUAAUUGUCCAGUUUUAAAUUUUUAAUAGGUCUGACAGCGAGCGUGAACGGUUGUUUGUCUCUGUAUGUGGCCCUGUGGAGGAGCGGCUAACUGUCCUGUAAUGUACUUUGCCUUUUGCCUAAUGUACACUGCUAUUGGCUUCAGGCCCCUCUGUGACCCUUAGGAGGAUAAGCUAAAGAUGAAUGAGUAAAUUAAACAACAUCCCUGUAGCUGGAAACAACAAAUGUUUACAUGUCUCUUGUAACCAAUAAGACACAGACGUGAAAACACCUGUUCACCUUAGAGGCUGUUUUGUUUUUUUAAUGUCACGUGACAAGAAUGACAACAAAACACAUUCAUCACCGUCACUGUCAUUUUUAUUUCCUGUCAUGGCAUCCAUCUUGGUGAGCUGCGUCUUGUUGCCGUGCAGUGUCUUCCUGGGACCAUUGUAAAAAGACAGACUCCUACAAUAGUCAUGAUGCUCUUUUCAAUUGUCUGUCUUCCUCCAUAUGAGGACACUCUCAUUGUGCCUGGCCUACAUUGCCAGCUCCAGUGAGGAUCUGGAGCAGACAGGACAUUUGUCACACACUUCUUUGUCCUCAUUUAUGUGCACACACUCUUCACGGAUCACACACAAAUUCACAGAUUAUUGAUCAACCACUGUCUGUGCUGAGGACACCGGAGGACACCACCCGCAGACCUGUCCUGUCCCGUCCUCACUGGGUGUAACUGCUGGACGUCUCUUGUUUUGCUUCCUGGCUCCAGCUGCAAAGUUGAAACUCUGCGUCCUGAUGAUCAGUGUUCUGGAGGACACACAGCUGGAUGAUGUGGCUAAUUUUAAAAUUGAAUGCUUUCAAUUUGAAUCACAGUGUUUUGUGACUUUCCUAAUUACAUCAGUGCAGUGAAUGAAUGGCUCUGGUCCUCAUAAUUAGUGUCUUCAAUUACAUGCUAUAGAUUUGUUUUCUUACUCAGAUCCACAGUCAGAAUCUUCAUGCUGGUGGUGUUUUGCCAGCAGGGAGCUGGAGGGGCUGAUAUAAACACUGCUUCAUGAGGUUAUGGUGCACCACUGCCCCCUAUGGACAAUAAUCACACAUAUUACAGUUUUUACUUUUCCUCAGAUUAUCAUUGGUAAUUAUUCAUCUAUUUUUUUUUACAUAAAUUAUUUUCUUCAUCUUCUUUGCAAUGAUUUGAUUUUGACUUUUUCCUACUAUUUGUUUUAUUCCUUUUUUCCAUAGUGUUUAUUCAAAGUUAAAAUUCACUAAUUAAUUUAUUUACUUCAUUCCAAAUGUAUUUUAGAGGUAGGUUUCCCCACGUACACAUGUUAACACAGAGGCAACAUUACACUAUACAGAAUCAGCAUCAGUUACCACCGGCCUCGAACCUGUGACAAUGCACUAAUUAGGACACAAACACAAACAAACACUAAAGGUUUGUGAUACAGACAAUUUUAUUUCAGGGUCUCUGUCUGUUUGUCUCUCCUCUUUAUAAACAAUAUAUAACGAUGAUGAUUGUUGCAGUUUUAGUUAAGUUAAUAUUCAACCCAUUCUGGCUGCACAAAAAAACUUAAGCUGCAAAACAGUCCUUGGCUUUUACUUCCUACGUCUCCUUUCCAAUAUGUGCCAGGCAUUUGCACCAAGAAACUGAACCUAGACUAUUGCUUCAGGUAAUAGCAUAGCACGCACACCUUACUCUUUCUUUUUUUUUUCUUUUUUUCUUUUUUUUUGUAUUUGUGAAAAAAAAAGUCUUAUAUUGUCCUGUUAAAAAUCCUGGAGUUCUAGGAAAACAAUUAUAAAAAUAAAAUAUACAAGUAAUAAAAAGGUAUUAAUUGUAGCUGAGUUAAGUGUUACACAGUUUAGUCAAUAAGACACUCAUUGCCUGGUUUACUGUGAGUCUCCAAGACUAAUUAUGUCAGUAGAUGUUUGCAGCAUGUCAUGUCACUGAAAUGAAAGGCUGGAGCUUCAUCAGUAUGAGCCACACAGCCUACAGGCUGUUAAUCUGAGUUACCACUGAAGAAAAGCAGUCCAGACAGACAGUGAUGCAUGAGGGAAAAGUUUGAUUUGAAGAGCUGUCAAACCUUUCAAAACUUUGAGCUUGCUUCAAUUUCAUGUGAUGAAAAAUGACUGAUGAUGUGGUCUGACAAAAUACCACUUUGAUGGGACUACAUAAAGAUGAGACAGCAUGAUUAAUUUAAAACUGUAAAUGUGUAUAAUUACUAUUGGCCACACAAUACCUGCUCUCGCCACCAUUGCUGUAACCACCUCAGAUCCCUGACUACCAAUUACAAUACCAAUUUUUUUUAAAACCGUGGAUUGCUUAAAAAUGAUUAUUAUAUUUUUUAAAGCAAGCUUUGAAUAGUUUAUUUUGUAGAGGGAAACAGAAUAUUUCACAUAAUUAUAAAGGAAAUCUAUGAGUAUUACAUAGAUUCUGCAAACGGAAAAAGCAAAAAAAAAACAUGUCAUUUUUCAUAAGAGUUUUCAAGUUCGUGAUUUCCUUAAUACCAAAAAGCAUAAUAUAGCAUAAAAUAUAGCAAAUAUAGACGUUGAAGUUCCAAAGUGUUGCCUCGUGGUGGCAGUAAAGCAACUACACGGAAGUAAGCUGUCAGUAAUAACCGCCGAUGACGAAGACGAAACCAACCGGGUGGAUCAAUGAGUGGAACGAAGUAAAACUUUUAUGAAUGUUAAAACCCUGAGACAUUUUAAAUAUACUUCGCUGUAAAAGCUUACACCGGUCAAUGUUUUUCGUUUGUUUUUAACACUUACAGUAGUUUAAAUAUAGUUUAAAUACAUAGAAUACGCAGUCGUCUCUCAUCUUAAGCUAAGUCAGGCUAAAGUCUCCAUGGCUCCUCUGCGGGUCCUGUGUGUCCACGGUUACCGACAGAACGGCAGCUCUUUCCGGGAAAAGACCGGAGCUCUGCGGAAACUGCUGAAGAAGCAGGUGGAGCUGGUUUAUGUGAGCGCCCCACACAGUGUCCCACAAAGCAGCAGUGGCGACUCUUCAGAGAAGGAUAAUAGUUCACGUCCGGGCCCUGUGGGUGAUGAAGAACAGAGGGGCUGGUGGUUUUCUGACGUCCAGGCUCGAAGCUUCAAUGCUCAGCAGCACUGUGUGAAAAGCCUGGGCCUUGAUGAGAGUGUGUCUGCUGUAAGGGAAGCUGUUCAGGUCCAAGGACCAUUUGACGGCAUCUUGGGCUUCAGCCAGGGAGCAGCUUUUGUUGCCAUGCUGUGCUCGCUUCAGGAGAAAGGACUGGAGCCGGAGUUCAGCUUCCGCUUUGCCAUCCUUGUCGCUGGUUUCCGCAGCGCGUGUACAGAACACCAGAUGUUCUACGACGCUCCCCUCCAGAUCCCCUCCCUGCAUGUGUUUGGGCUGGAGGACCGAGUCAUCCCUGACAACAUGAGCAGAGAGCUCCUCCCCUCCUUCCUCCAGCCUCAGGUUCUGACUCAUCCUGGUGGCCAUUUUGUUCCUGCUGCAUCUGCUCACAGACAGACCUACCAGGAUUUUCUCAACACAUUUCAGUGAGACCUACAACCUGUGUGGGGACUCCAGUGCUUAAAUCUGCCUAAUGAGUGUUAAAGUGAACGGUGUAGAACACUGUGGUUCUUCAAAGACGAGAUGUUCCCGUACCCAACAAAAAUAAAGAUAUUUAUUUACA